Molecule: messenger RNA, 1464 nt
Organism: Empidonax traillii (willow flycatcher)
Lineage: Eukaryota; Metazoa; Chordata; Aves; Passeriformes; Tyrannidae
Gene: DCXR
Product: dicarbonyl and L-xylulose reductase
Biological process (GO): glucose metabolic process; xylulose metabolic process
Molecular function (GO): L-xylulose reductase (NADPH) activity; carbonyl reductase (NADPH) activity
Source: RefSeq, a predicted model, not a curated record
AUGGCUCCGCGCUGCGUUCCGCCGGGGCAGGGCGGGCGGAUCCCGCUGCCUGGCCCGGCCCUGUCGGUCCGCCCGGGCUCCUCCUCAGUCGCGGGCCCGCCCCGGUCACAGUCCGCCCGCAGCAUGGAGCCGUACCCCAGCUUCCGCGGCCGGCGGGCCCUGGUCACUGGGGCCGGCAAAGGGAUCGGGCGCGCCGUGGCCGUGGCGCUGAGCAGGGCCGGGGCCCGCGUGACCGCGCUGAGCCGAACCGCGGCGGACCUGGAGAGCCUCGCGCGGGAGUGCCCGGGCAUCGAACCCCUCUGCCUGGACCUGGCGGACUGGGACGCGGCGGAGGCGGCGGUGGCUGCGGCGGGGCCCUUCGAGCUGCUGGUGAACAACGCGGCGGUGGCGGAGCUGCAACCCUUCCUGGAGGUGACGCGGGAGGCCUUGCAGCGGUCUCUUGAUGUGAACUUUGGGGCUGUGCUUCACGUUUCCCAGAUCGUUGCUCGGCAGAUGAUCAAGCAGGGAGUGGCAGGGGCUAUUGUGAAUGUCUCCAGCCAGGCCUCGCAGCGUGCCCUGAGGGAUCACGCUGUUUACUGUUCCACAAAAAGUGCUUUGGAUAUGCUGACCAAGGUAAUGGCAAUGGAACUGGGACCCCACAAGAUUAGGGUGAACACUGUGAACCCCACCGUGGUUAUGACUGACAUGGGGAGAAUUAACUGGAGUGACCCUCAGAAAUCUGCUGCCAUGAUUAAUCGGAUUCCCCUGGGAAAGUUUGCAGAGGUGGAUGAUGUGGUAAACAGCGUUCUCUUCCUGCUGAGUGGCAAGAGUGCUAUGACAACUGGCAGCUCACUGAUGGUUGAUGGGGGGUUUCUUGUCUCCUAAGAUGGCACCUGCAUUUUACCCCGGCCUUAAUUUUCAUACUGGUACUGCAUAGAUGUAAGCUGGAUAGAAAUCAAUAACACAGACAUAGUCUUGCUAGAGGGGCAGCAGGGCUGGAGCCUGUAGGAGAAGUGAGGCAGAAAAUAACCUUUGGAAGGCUGGUAUAUAAUAAAGCUCAAAUACAUCGUCAUGGAGAAUGUUUAUUGCACCAAAUAAGGUUUUGUCUUGUCACUCUACAUGAUGAUUAGAAAUUGGACCUCUCUUCUAACCCUGUUCCCCCCCCACAACCCUUCAGAAGCUCUCCCUGUUCCAUCCAAAACCAUAGAGCCUGUCUGCACUUUCAGUGGGAAGGGAAAGAAGUUAGCAGGCUCCUCAUUGCUUCCUUUGCUGUCUUUAGUAGAAAAAAAACAAAAUAGAGGCAAGGACCCCAGCCCUGCUCUGCAGAGACUGGAUUUUGGGGGGAGGCCCGACUAAAGACUGAUGGGGGGGAGCAGCACCAUGCUGUCCUAGGGUGUGCACACACAAAAAGGCAAAUGCAUUGAUUGCACAGAGCUGUUUCACUCACAGAGUUUGGCUAGUACCCAGUAAAGCACCUAAUGAUUA